Sabethes cyaneus is the source of this 1509-nucleotide messenger RNA. Its product is annotated as cytochrome P450 4c21-like. The record is from RefSeq and is a predicted model, not a curated record. The coding region runs from base 1 to 1509 and encodes 502 amino acids. The transcript has 4 exons. Gene Ontology annotation, molecular function: oxidoreductase activity, acting on paired donors, with incorporation or reduction of molecular oxygen; monooxygenase activity; iron ion binding. Lineage: Eukaryota; Metazoa; Arthropoda; Insecta; Diptera; Culicidae.
AUGUACUUACUCUGGCACGUCGGCCUCGUACCAAUACUACUUCCGGUCGUAAUAUUUUUGCUAUUUCGUUGGAAAAACCGAAGUUUUUAUCGCGUCUCAGCCGAACUACCGGGACCCAAGGAUUACCCGCUUAUCGGCUGCGGACAUCUCUUUAUCGGCAAAAGCAACGAAGAACAGUUUGCCAUUCUUAAUGAGCUCACGAAAAAGUAUCCUUCACCAUGCCGGGCAUGGCUUGGUCAUAAGUUUUUGAUAUUUAUCGAUAAUCCAGAAGAUCUUCAAACGGUGCUGAAUUCCCCAAACUGUUUGGAAAAGGCAGACGUGUAUCGGUUCUUUCACUGCGACAAAGGAUUAUUUUCAUCCCCGGCAAGCGUUUGGAAGGUUCACCGCAAAUUACUCUCACCGUGUUUCAGUCCCGCCAUAUUGGCCAGCUUCGUGUCGAUAUUCAACGUGAAAAGUGCGACUUUAGUGCAAAGAAUCGAAAAACAUUUAAAACAUGAAGAAUUCAAUAUAAAUGAAGAUAUCUCACGGUGUACCCUAGAUAUGAUUUGUGCGACCACAUUGGGAACCAACAUGGAUCUGCAGAGUGACGAAGGAACCGAGUACAUAAAAGCCAUUGAAGAAGCUUGUGAACUCAUCAACCAAAGGGUUUAUAAAAUUUGGUUGCAUCCGGAUUUCAUCUAUAAGAAAACUUCCUACUAUAAAGCCGAGCAGGAAAACUACGAGAAAGCAUACAAAAUGUCUCGAAAAGUACUACGAUUAAAACAAGGAGAACGGAGAGAAAAACUUAAACCGUCAACAGAUGAAGACCUGAGAAAACCUCAAAUUUAUAUUGAUCAAAUUCUGCGUCUUGCUGAGGAGACGGACAUUUUUGACGACGCAGCAAUCCGUGACGAAUUAGACACAAUCAUUCUAGGGGGUAAUGAAACUUCCGGUUUGACUCUUUCGCAUGUGAUGUUAAUGUUGGCUAUCCAUCAGGAGGUUCAAGAAAACGUAUACAAUGAAAUUGUUAACGUAAUUGGAUCUAGCGAUCCAUCCGUUUCCGUCCAGAACGAUCAUCUAGGCAAGCUGAAUUAUACAGAGAUGGUUAUUAGGGAAACGAUGCGGUUGUUUCCCGUAGGGCCGAUCGUCGCCAGGACCUGCACUGCUCCGACAAAAAUCUCCAAAACAACCAUCCCAGAGGGCACUACCAUUAUUUUGGGAGUAUUCAACAUACAUCGCAACCCGUCCCACUGGGGUUCCCAGGUGAAUAGUUUCAAUCCGGAAAACUUCCUUCCGGAACGGGCCGCCGAGCGGCAUCCGUACGCGUAUCUACCAUUCAGUGGAGGUCCACGAAACUGUAUCGGCUACAAGUACGGUCUAAUGUCCAUGAAAAUAAUGAUGUGUCAUCUGUUGCGUGCCUACCGGUUUCGUACGCCACUCAAAAUGGAUCAACUGCAGCUGAAAAUGAGUAUCACUUUGAAAAUUGCAAACAAACAUUUGGUGCAGAUUGAAAGAAGACAAUCUGUCUGA